Molecule: messenger RNA, 2988 nt
Organism: Octodon degus (degu)
Lineage: Eukaryota; Metazoa; Chordata; Mammalia; Rodentia; Octodontidae
Gene: Cog6
Product: component of oligomeric golgi complex 6
Exons: 19
Coding region: 63-2036 (657 amino acids)
Biological process (GO): intra-Golgi vesicle-mediated transport
Cellular component (GO): COG complex
Source: RefSeq, a predicted model, not a curated record
ACCGCCGCAGAAUUCAGUCCGCUGCCGCGCUAGCCGUGUAGCCGUCGGGGGCGCUCGCCGCUAUGGCGGAGGGCAGCGGGGAAGUGGUCGCCCUGCCGGCGUCCGGGGCCGCCAACGGCCUCAGCAACGGGGCGGGCGGGACCUCGGCGCAGCCCAACAACCCGCUGUCGCGCAAGCUCCAUAAGAUCCUGGAGACGCGUCUGGACAACGACAAGGAGAUGCUGGAGGCUCUCAAGGCACUUUCAACCUUUUUUGUUGAAAAUAGUUUGCGGACUCGAAGAAAUUUACGCGGAGAUAUUGAACGCAGAAGCUUGGCCAUCAAUGAAGAAUUUGUGAGCAUUUUCAAGGAAGUGAAGGAGGAGCUUGAAAGCAUAAAUGAAGAUGUUCAAGCAAUGAGCAGCUGUUGCCAAGAUAUGACAAGCCGCCUGCAGGCAGCAAAGGAACAGACUCAAGACUUGAUAGUAAAAACCACUAAACUUCAAACUGAAAGUCAAAGGUUGGAAAUAAGAGCACAAGUUGCAGAUGCCUUCUUAGCCAAGUUCCAGCUGACUAAUGAGGAAAUGAGUCUUCUCCGAGGUACACGAGAAGGACCUGUUACUGAGGAUUUUUUCAAGGCCUUGGGAAGAGUAAAACAGAUUCAUAAUGAUGUCAAAGUACUUUUGCGUACAAACCAACAAACAGCAGGUUUAGAAAUUAUGGAACAGAUGGCUUUACUUCAAGAAACAGCUUAUGAAAGACUUUAUCGAUGGGCUCAAAGUGAAUGUAGAACGCUAACACAAGAGUCAUGCGAUGUAUCUCCUGUAUUAACUCAGGCAAUGGAAGCCCUACAGGAUAGACCUGUCUUAUAUAAGUAUACCUUAGAUGAAUUUGGAACAGCCAGACGAAGUACAGUUGUCCGAGGGUUUAUCGAUGCCCUUACAAGAGGAGGCCCAGGAGGUACACCUAGACCAAUUGAAAUGCACUCCCAUGACCCCUUGAGGUAUGUGGGAGAUAUGUUGGCGUGGCUCCAUCAAGCUACUGCUUCUGAAAAGGAACACCUUGAGGCCUUCUUAAAGCGUGUAACUGCACCAGGUGUCGAAGAAAAUAUUCAAGAAGUUGUUGGGCAUAUCACUGAGGGUGUGUGCAGGCCUCUAAAAGUUCGAAUUGAACAAGUAAUACUUGCUGAACCUGGGGCAGUUUUAUUAUACAAAAUUUCUAAUCUCCUCAAAUUUUACCACCAUACAAUCAGUGGCAUUGUUGGAAAUAGUGCAACUACUUUAUUAACCACCAUUGAGGAAAUGCAUUUGCUAAGCAAAAAAAUAUUUUUCAAUAGUUUGAGUCUUCAUGCAAGUAAAUUAAUGGACAAGGUGGAACUCCCACCACCUGAUCUUGGACCAAGUUCUGCCCUGAAUCAGACGCUUACGUUGCUGCGUGAAGUUCUGGCCUCGCAUGAUUCUUCAGUUGUUCCGUUAGAUGCUCGGCAGGCCGACUUUGUGCAGGUUUUGUCGUGUGUCCUGGACCCGCUCCUCCAGAUGUGCACAGUGUCGGCCAGCAAUUUGGGCACAGCUGACAUGGCUACUUUCAUGGUUAAUUCAUUGUAUAUGAUGAAAACAACAUUAGCUUUAUUUGAGUUCACUGACAGACGUCUAGAAAUGCUACAAUUUCAGAUUGAAGCACAUUUGGACACACUUAUAAAUGAGCAAGCCUCUUACGUUUUAACCAGAGUCGGCUUGAGUUAUAUCUACAACACUGUGCAGCAACAUAAGCCUGAACAGGGCUGUUUAGCUAAUUUGCCCAACUUAGACUCUGUGGCACUGAAAGCUGCAAUGGUUCAGUUUGAUCGUUACCUGUCAGCUCCAGACAACCUAUUAAUGCCACAGCUGAACUUUCUUCUAAGUGCCACAGUGAAAGAGCAGAUUGUGAAACAGUCUACAGAACUGGUGUGCAGAGCCUAUGCUGAAGUGUAUGCAGCUGUCAUGAAUCCCACUAAUGAAUAUAAGGACCCCGAGGGCAUCCUGCACAGGUCACCGCAGCAAGUGCAGGCUCUGCUCUCCUGAUGGCCCUAGGGCCUGUGCUUCCCCUAACGGUUGUUUUGGUUUCAGACACAUAGUCUUCGUUAGAGAUUUGAGAAUGAGUUUUCUGUAAAUUGUAAGAAUGUUCUUUUGUUCUCUAUUAAUAUGGAACUAAAUAAAUGUUGAACUGAGUUAGUAUUAUUCUACAUUUGUUCUUUAUUCUGGAACACAAACAUGACAAAAAAUACUGUGAAAGGUUUGAAAGAUUUUUUUUAUAAUACUAGUUCUCAAUGCUACAUAAAAUCUUGUCAGCAGUCAAAUGCAUUGUUAAUUAUAGUAACCAUCCCUUUACUUGAAGAUUUAUUUGCUUUCUUUUAGUUAUUAAUGUGUGUGUGCCAAAUUGCCUUUUUGAGCCCAGUUUAUUGCUCUUGUCCCAAAAUAACUGUCCUAAAAGGUUGUGAGAAGACAGAAGAAAACUGGGCCGCGCUGCUGGCCACCGUAGCCGUGCUCUCCUUCCUGCUUCUUGUCACACGUAGCACAUAGUUGGGUACGUGUUUCUGAGGUAAUUUUAAAAACACACUCAGCCAAAAGAAGGAAAAAACGCACCUUGGAAGCCUUGGAUAGGCACAAGGUAGAACUUGGCACUAGAGUUUCAGGGUACGUGAGCGUCCUGAGCUGUUCCUGAGCUGUGUGUGAUGCUUACGGGUGGCACUCGUUAGACAGUGUGGAACCGAAAUCUGACUGACAAAUUUGAUCUUGUGUGCAGACUGGUAUUAAUUAUUCUGGAAUAACAGUGGCUACAGAUCAUCCAUUCCAGUGGAAGUUCGUAACUUUUUCUUUUCCUUCAGUGUAUGUAUAUGAAAUGUGUGUAUCUGUGUAAAGAAUUAUAAUGCAAACCAGGAGCUAAACUGUACAUAAUUUAUUUUUGCUAUGAAAAGCAGUUAACAUUAAUGAAUUCCUUUGUUUUCCAAGAAAAAUUGUACUUUGCUUUUACCUG